Molecule: messenger RNA, 1079 nt
Organism: Penicillium canescens
Lineage: Eukaryota; Fungi; Ascomycota; Eurotiomycetes; Eurotiales; Aspergillaceae
Exons: 4
Coding region: 153-776 (207 amino acids)
Source: RefSeq, a predicted model, not a curated record
GUUGGUUCUUGGCAGAGUCUCCUCGUAAAUAUACGAUUCUGCUCCUCUUUUCCAUCUCAAGCAUGGUGACUUCGACCUUUUCGACAUGAUACAAUACCUACGUUCAUUGCAGACCAGAGAUAAUAGCGCAUUGGCGAACACACCUCAUAUUAAUGAAGGCCCAUUCCUUGGUUAUUCUCUUCUGGGUUUUAGGAGGCGUUACUACUGUGGUGGUCGCCUUGCGCAUCUUCGCCAAGGCGAGGAUCGGUCGUUUAAAGGUGGAUGACGCCACCAUGAUGAUUGCCUGGGCUCUAGCCAUCGUUGCAUCUACCCUUUUUACCAUUGCCGUGCAUUAUGGCUAUGGGCAGGAUAUUUGGGAACUUGACUUCGACUCUGCCGUCCACGUAUUCAAAUUCUAUACCAUCACUCAGGCAUGUGUCAUUGGCAGCAGCACUGCCGGCCGUGUGGCCUUUAUUCUCUAUCUUCAGGCCAUCCUAGGUGGGGAGACGAAACAUAGAAUUAUUUUAUUGACGCUCGCAAUCUUGGAGGUGACAUUUAACGCCGUGUCCAUUAUCCUGAUAUUCACCGGUUGCAAAGAUCUGCAGCUGCAGUCGACCUGGAACAAAGGCCUCCCUCGUGGAUGUCUUACCCGUCAAGCACGUUACGCUUACUUUCAAACUGCUUUCAACACUGCAGUUGAUCUGUACCUUGUCAUAGUGCCGACAUGCAUCUUCUGGGGUCUCAAUCUUCGGCUCGGGUGCAAUGGCGGCUUCUUUGGCCAAAACCGUCUCACUUAAGGACAUUAUCAGCCCUAAUUUUACGGGGGCGACUUCCCACCUCGUACGCUGGGGUCUCGUUGAAAGCUAUAUAGUGAUUAUCACUGCCUCACUACCAUGUCUCCGAUCACUUGUCGUCUCGUCCAUUCACCACAUGACUAGCAGACAGCAGCACACCGAUUUCGACUUUAUAUGCCUUAAUGGCGCUUCUAGCGCACAACGGGAUCGAAGCUCCAUGAGCGAACCGUCUAGGCAAAGCUAUUGUUAGGCAUCUCCUGUAUAUGAACCACGGAGGUAAUACAGGAAAGCGACAUAAAGGUUAUC